Molecule: messenger RNA, 5159 nt
Organism: Oncorhynchus masou masou (cherry salmon)
Lineage: Eukaryota; Metazoa; Chordata; Actinopteri; Salmoniformes; Salmonidae
Product: aryl hydrocarbon receptor-like
Exons: 10
Coding region: 1-2787 (928 amino acids)
Biological process (GO): regulation of DNA-templated transcription; xenobiotic metabolic process; response to xenobiotic stimulus
Cellular component (GO): nucleus
Molecular function (GO): protein binding
Source: RefSeq, a predicted model, not a curated record
AUGGUGCAGUUUGGGGCCAUGUGGCGGAGAGUGAUGCAGGUGCUGGAGAUGGGGGUGUUGAAUGGCUUUGUUCUGGUCGUCACAGCUGGUGGCACAAUCUUCUAUGCAUCCUCCACCAUCCAGGACUACCUGGGCUUUCACCAGUCAGACGUCGUCCAUCAGAGUGUUUAUGACGUCAUUCAUAUGGAGGACCGAGCAGAGUUACAGAGACAGCUCCACUGGGCCCUGAACAACCCUGACACCGGACAGCUGGUCUCAGAUCCAGCCUCGCCACAGGCUAACACAGUCUACAAGCCAGAGGCACUCCCACCAGAGAAUUCCACCUUCCUGGAACGCAACUUUGUCUGCAGGUUAAGAUGUCUCCUGGACAACUCCACUGGCUUCCUAGCCCUGAACAUCCAGGGGCGUCUGAAGUUCCUCCAUGGCCAGAGCGAGAGGACAAAGGAGGGCAAGGCCAUCCCUCCUCAGCUGGCUCUGUUCGCCCUGGCCUCUCCCUUGCAGCCCCCCACCAUCCUGGAGAUCCGCACCAAGAACUUCAUCUUCAAGACCAAGCACAAGCUGGACUUCACCCCCAUUGCCUGCGACGCCAAAGGGAAGAUGUUGCUGGGUUACACUGAGGCUGAGCUGUGCAACCAUGGCUCGGGAUACCACUUCAUCCAUGCUGCUGACAUGCUGCACUGUGCUGAGAACCACAUGAGGAUGAUGAAGACCGGAGAGAGUGGGAUGACAGUAUUCAGGCUGCUGACCAAGCUGACUGGCUGGGUGUGGGUGCAGGCUAACGCCAGACUGGUCUACAAGAACGGACGGCCUGAGUGUAUCAUCGCAUCCCAAAGAGUCCUCACUGAUGAAGAGGGAGAGGACAACCUAAGGAAGCGGAGCCUCCAGCUGCCUUUCAGUUACACCACUGGGGAGGCUCUUCUCUACAACACCAGCUUCCCCAAGACUCUGGUAACAGGGGACUCCUUAGCAGGCAGCACCACCAGCCCUGCAGGAAAUAUCACCAACGACAACCAGGGUGGAACCCUGGAUCCUGACUCACUGCUGGGCUCUCUGCUGAAACAGGACAAGUCCAUCUACUGCUGCUCCCCUCACACUCAGAACGAUCUCCAACUCCCUCUCCAACUCCAGGAGGAGGUGGCAGGGGUUCCACAGGAGGAGGUGCCAAGGCUUCCACAGUGGGAUUGUGGGGGCAUCUUCUCCAGCAGCUGGCAGGAGGGCAGCAUCCGCUCUCUGUCGGAGAGUGUCCUCUUCAAGCAGGAGCCGUUGGGGGUCGGGGGUGGAGGGGGGAUCGACGGCUUCUCAUUGGAGGACAGAGACAGAGACAGGGAUUUGUGGAGCUUCAUGAUGAACCUGGGCAUCAGUAGGGAGGACCUGGAGCUGUUCCAGCAGGAUGAGAUGUUCCUCGAUGUGGAUCUGGACACUGGCCGAGACUGCCUCCUUCCUGACCUGACAGACGAGAUUCUCUCCUACGUACAGGAGUCUCUGAGGAAGAGGUCGGACUGGGGUCAGACUGUAUUCUCUUGCAGGGGGGCUAAGUUAGGGGAACAGGACUAUAGCUGUCCUACCACGCUGUUACACCAACCAUCUAUGGAACAAUCACAAACCCCACAUCUACAUUCUACUACAGUUCUGUUACACCAACCAUCUAUGGAACAAUCACAAACCCCACAUCUACAUUCUACUACAGUUCUGUUACACCAACCAUCUAUGGAACAAUCACAAACCCCACAUCUACAUUCUACUACAGUUCUGUUACACCAACCAUCUAUGGAACAAUCACAAACCCCACAUCUACAUUCUACUACAGUUCUGUUACACCAACCAUCUAUGGAACAAUCACAAACCCCACAUCUACAUUCUACUACAGUUCUGUUACACCAACCAUCAACCUCACGACCACAUUCUUCUACAGUGCCUCAGUGUCAGUCACAGAUACAGCCACCACAGCUGCCUGUAGUCCAUCCCCUAUCAGUUCACCACUAUCGGCCUCCGCAUCACGACCCACAGCAGCCAAUCCCGCAGCAGUGUUUACACACACAGCCCCACCCACAGGCAACACAGCAGCAGCAACAGAGCCAUCUAAAUGGACAGGUAUUGCCAAACCAACAGCAGCAACAGCUGUGUUCAAUAACACAAAGACAGAAAGACAUCACCAAGCAGCAGAUUCCUCCAUUGUUCAAUGUGGAGCAGCCAGGGGGGCUCCAGACACACCACGGCCACCCCCAGCAUGGGCACCUCUGCCUGGGGAAAGCUUCCCUGGGCCUCCCCUACAGGAACCAGCUGAACACUUUGUCUGUUAGCCACUCUUCAGUGCUCUCCUCCUAUGUACCCACCACGGGCCUCCAGAGCCAGGGAGUGGACGGAGAGCUCAUGCCCCAGAAUUUGGAGGAGUUGCUGGGCAGCCUGGAGUCCAGUGGUCCCCGAGGGACAGAGGAUGGUAGGGGAGCGCUCCAGUCGAGUGUGGUGGAGGCCCUGGGUGUGUUCCAGCAGCAGAGGCACCUCCCUGACGACCUGGCUCAGCCUCAGGCCACCAGCCAGGGCUGCGCUCAGCAUGCCUAUCCCCUGGCUAUGGGGCUCAGCCAGGUCAAUAGAGCAGAGUGGCCAUUCACCACACAGAACGGGAGCCUGAAGGAGGCUGGUCCAGCCCCUUGCCCUGUACCCAACCCUGAGUCCUCCAGGGAUGCAGACCAUGGACAUGCAGUAGCAAAGCAGCCAAUUCACCAGCCUCCUCUUCCCUCUGCUGAGAGCAGGCCCUACUCUGACCUCCCUCCGAGUGGAUUUAUGUGAGACUGAAGGCCCCCCUCCCUGGAGGCUCCAGAACCAGACAUUCCAAGGCCAGCCAGCUGCCCCCGGUCCCCCGGAGGGAGCAGAGCCCUGACUGACGACAGCCACACAACAGAGGCCAGGGAUAGGGAUCCUCCUGUCUGGCACCCAGCUGCACAUGGCUCCCCUGCGACCACUAAGACUGUUUCCCAAAUGUGCCCUUGUCAAAAGUAGUGCACUAUAUAGGGGAUAGGGUAUAAUUUGGGCUGCUGUCUAAAACAGGAACCAGGGCAUGUCUGGGAAUAUGGAGGACUUGGACUGGAGAGGUCCCCUGUCGAUCAUUUUGUUAGAGCUUGGCACUUGCAACGCCAGGGUUGUGGGUUCGAUUCCCAUGGGGGACCAGUAUGAAAAUGUAUGCACUCACAACUAUAAGUCGCUCUGGAUCAGAGCAUUUGCUAAAAUACUCAAAUGUAAAAGUGAGAUUCACAUCCAGAGAGACUGAACGUCAGACAGCAGGCAGAGGGACAGUCCGAGACAGAGAGAUUGUGACAGACAGAUGGAGGGAGACCAGAGGAAGUGGAUAAUCAAUCAAAUUUAUUUAUAAAGCCCUUCUUACAUCAGCUGAUAUCUCAAAGUGCUGUACAGAAACCCAGCCUAAAACCCCAAACAGCAAGCAAUGCAGGUGUAGAAGCACGGUGGCUAGGAAAAACUCCCUAGAAAGGCCAGAAACCUAGAGAGGAAGAAACCUAGAGAGGAACCAGGCUAUGAGGGGUGGCCAGUCCUCUUCUGGCUGUGCCGGGUGGAGAUUAUAACAGAACAUGGGCAAGAUGUUCAAAUGUUCAGCAGGGUCAGAUAAUAAUGAUCACAGUGGUUGUAGAGGGUGAAACAGGUCAGCACCUCGGGAGUAAAUGUCAGUUGGCUUUUCAUAGCCGAUCAUUCAGAGUAUCUCUACCACUCCUGCCGACUCUAGAGAGUUGAAAACAGAAGGUCUGGGACAGGUAGUACGUCCGGUGAACAGGUCAGGGUUCCAUAUCCGCAGGCAGAACAGUUGAAACUGGAGCAGCAGCACAACCAGGUGGACUGUGGACAGCAAGGAGUCAUAAUGCCAGGUAGUGCAUAGAAAUGUAAUGGACUAAUGACCUGUUUGAAUGUGGAACUCUUGUCAGCCAUUUUGUUUGUCCAGAAAAACAUCCUGUUGGUGCAGUCAUGGUUUACUGGUCAGUGUGUCAGCAUGCCCUGUCAUGAACCUGAUGUAAUACUGAACAAGCAGUUCUUCCAUUGGUCAAUGAGUAAGAUGAGAUGAUGCAGAACUCAAAUGUUACCAAUCCGCUGAGUCCAUAUUCAUAAAGUAUCUCUGAGUAGGACUGCUGAACUAGGAUCAGUGUUUUCUUUUAGAUCAUAAUGAAUAUGAUUAUAUGGAUAAGUGGGGUGGAUCUGAUCCUAGAUCAGCACUCCUACUCUAAGACACUUUAUGAAUACGGAGCCUUGCUUUUAAAUAUAUAUAAGCCAUUGAUUGCUUAGAAAUAAUCACUUGCAUUUAAAGGUGCAGUUGAAUGAAACAAACCGUAAGCUAUUUGAGCUAUCCAUGAGAUGGAGUAUCUGUCUACACUGUGCUUGAUAUUUUUGUACAGAAUGCAUUGGCAAUCCUACUAAAUCAUGAAGUAAUAUUAUGAGCAAUUUGAUCGCUUUAUGGAUCCUGUCUAUCUGUUCUUCAGCCCACUCACUUGCAUUGCAAGACAGGCAAAGUAAUAAUAAUUUACAGAUGAGUUAGUAGUCCAAGACCUAAUGACAUUUUCUACAUCUCAAAUAGCACUUUAUGCCCUAUUUGGUGCACUACUUUUGACCAGGACCCAUUGGGCUCUUGUCAAAGUAGUGAGCUAUAUUGUGAAUAGGGUGCCAUCUAUAGGGAAUAGGGUGCCAUCUGGUUCAUUGCCAUUGAGUUCAAGUGGCAGAUCAAUGUGUUUGAUCUACAUAUCUAACUUGAAUAAAAUGUAUGCACUUCUUUAUGGCAAAAUAACCUAUUGCACUCUGAGUGAAAGUAGAAGACUGUUGUAUGUAGCACUAUAAAUAAUGUACCUUGUUUAACUGAGCUAAUCAUGUUCAUGUUGCUAUGCAGAAUAGUGCAGUGGAACAUUAGACCCCUUGUUGUUUGGAGGUCUGUCACUUCAUUGACAUAAUUCUGUGAAAGUCAGGGUUUAUUUCAUUUAUUUUGUCAAAAGACAAAUCAAACUUUGAAUAUGUUCAAAUUCAAUCAAUGAAAAUGUUCAGUUUUGCAUUUGUUUGUAUUUUGUAUGAAAUUGUGUACAAUUUAUGUAAUGAGCAAAUCAUGACACUGCAGGAAGAGAAAGUUUACCAUUAUUCUGUUCUUUCACACGCUGAUAAAUGUUGACCAAGUA